Zasmidium cellare ATCC 36951 is the source of this 2877-nucleotide messenger RNA. RefSeq lists its product as uncharacterized. The record is from RefSeq and is a predicted model, not a curated record. Lineage: Eukaryota; Fungi; Ascomycota; Dothideomycetes; Mycosphaerellales; Mycosphaerellaceae. Bases 1 to 2877 code for a protein of 958 amino acids. The transcript has a single exon.
AUGAGCCGCCAAUACUACGACGACUAUGGCGACAGUCCCAUACCGGACUACUACACCGAGCAGCCCCCGCCUCCUCCGCGAACGAACCACCAAAGUCGCAUACCACGCCCCGAACACGCUGCCCAAGAUCCCAUGCGAAGUCCCCCGCAGAUGAGACCAGACCAGUAUCAUCCGGCCGCUGGGCCAAGUCCGAGAAGAGCGCAGGAACAAUACUACCCGGACCAAUCUGCGUGGGAUGCGUCGCAGCAUCUUUACGACGGCAGUGGAUAUGUGGACGAGUAUGGGCAGUACGAUCAAUGGCCUCUACCAGUCCAGGCGCAUACACCUUCACCUCGCAACAGCCCACGACGACCGCCUCAACGACCGCAACGACCUGAUGAAUCGCCGCAAAGACCUGAUCAUCGACAACCUGUCCGCGACCAACCUCGAAGUAGUCCUCAUGUAGCAGCUGCAAACCGCCAGUACCAUGCUCCUCCACCAAUGCCACAUCAUGGCUCAGGCCAAUGGAAUGGUGAUGGAUAUGAUUACGCUCCACCCGAUUAUCCUCCGCCGAAUCGUCCACUACCGCAGUCAAGAGGGCCAAUCGAUCCUCAGUCUGCUAUCCCACAAUAUGCACCACCUCAGAUACCUCAACAAGCAGUCUACGGCCAAGCAAAUCGACGACCACCACUCGGCCCACCGCCUUCGGCAAGAAAAGGUCCACCAUCGUACUAUCCCGCAUCUGGACCCGUACAUCCGAUUGUGGAAGAGACAGACAGCAUGCGAGGUAGUACGAGGACUGCAAGAACAGGCAGCGCGCAGACCGGUGGGCAUGAUAGCAAGAAUUCGUUUGCCAGCAGCAAUGCGAUACCGAUUGGGAUACCACAGUUCUACAUCGACAAUGGUGCAGCACGGCCAAGCACUGGCGAUCAGUCUUCCGUACCCGAAGACUUCGAUGACGAUUCUUCCAUAGAGGCUGCUACAGGUCGACGACUGGACAAGCUCGCAGAUAGAGAUAUACCGCGAGGACAGCCCAGUCCUGAGGUGCUCGUGAGGCAAGCAAGUGUGGGCAAGAAGAGCAAACCAACGUUGACGACAGUCAAGAGUGGAGACAGGAUGCGCAAAGUGAGCGGAGAGCAGGGCCUUGCAAGUCUACCAAGCCAGCAGGAGAGAAGGGCGCAACCCACGAUGGUCGAUAUCACGAACGGGCGUAGUCCAGUACGAGACGAUCCUACCACCUCAGGAGCCUCAGCAGACGAUCGGCAUGAUGAUGAACAGCAAGCUCGCAACGCUGCAGCCGUUGCGGCUGCUACUGAAUACAUGCACAAGUCUGAGCCAACACGAGAAGGCGCUGGGAGUCGAACGCCUGAGGAGAUUCUCAGAUCGGGAACUGGCCUCCUUGACCCUUCAUCUUCUGACGAGUCCGAAAGGGAAGUCAAGAAGAAGAGGUCGAGGGAGUUGCUGGGUUCAUCCAUCGCAAAUGAGUUGCACCCAACACGAUCACGCGCACGCUCUCCCCUUGCACCAGACAACGAUGAACGUGUCAAGUCGAUUCUCGAAAGCCUUGAGAAGGGCGGCGCCAUCAGUGCUAAGGACGCUGAGGAGUUGAAAGCCCCGACACCUGGCUUGUCCGAGCGCGCCGGCAGAAAGCGACCUCCACGGUUGAACGUUGAUGCUGUGCGCGAUGCAGAGGCAAGAGGGUCGUUGACUAGUCUGCCAGAUCUGAUCAGACGCGCUACAAAGCUGGCGUCCAAUCUCGAUCGCGGCAAGACGGCAAGUCGAAUGGGCAUGGCAAAUUGGCUGGACGGUGCAGAGCCCGGUGAGAAGAGGCGUUCUGGCAGUGUCUCCGACAUUCUCAACUCAUUCCCAGCUCCCCACAAUCAGACACCGCAUGCUUCUCGCGGAGACAUGUCGCGAUGGUCUUCACGGCUGAGGCAUUCGGCUCUUCCCAGUGAUAGUGACGCUGGGGAGAAGGAGAAGCCCAGGCGCAAGUGUUGCGGGAUGCCGUUGUGGUUGUUCCUCCUACUACUUCUGCUGCUGGUCUUGCUAGUAGCUGCCGCUGUCAUUGUACCGAUCAUGCUAGUCGUGGUACCCAAGCAGAACAGUGACCACAAAGCGAACACGGCGACUGCAUGCGAGAAGAAGCUAACAUGCGAGAACGGAGGCACCAACAUCCUCAGCAACAACGGCUUCUGCGAAUGCCUCUGCAUCAACGGCUACACCGGCCUGACGUGCUCCAACUACGAGCAACAGAGCUGCACAACCGCCUCCAUCGGCUCCGCCAACAACGCCACCGUCGGCGACGCCAUUCCUCGUCUGCUCUCAGGCUCCAACGCCAACUUCAGCAUCCCUCUCGACGGUCAACAACUCCUCGGCCUCUUCUCCAGCUCCGACAUGAGCUGCACCUCGCAAAACGCCCUCGUCACCUUCAACGGCGCCUCGUCCAAACACCGCCGCCGCGGCAGACGCUCUUACAUCGACGUCCUCAUCCCGCGAACCCCUACCCCGACCCUCGACGAACGCCAGCAAACCUCCCCAUCCCCCACCGCCACAUCCAGCAUCGGCAUCGUCUACGCCGAUGGCUCCCCAUCCUCAACCUCCUCCUCAUCCGCACCAACCUCCACCUCCACCACAAGCAUAAUCUCCACCCCGGUCGCCCUCGACUUCGCCCGCAUCGCCGUCCUCUACGUCUUCCAAGCCGCCGGCGACUUCAACUCCGCCGCCACGGCGCAAGAGAACUUACAAGACUACUUCCGGCAAGGCGACGACAACGAGGGUCAGACCGUCAACGCGACGAAUGUCAGUCUGGGGAAUGGGUUCGCGUGCGAUUUGAGGAGUUAUACGGUUGUGUUGGCGAAUGGGUCGAGGGUGGGUGGGAAUGGCGGUGGCUCGUCGUGA